Messenger RNA from Paramacrobiotus metropolitanus, 3247 nucleotides. Its product is annotated as AP-1 complex subunit gamma-1-like. NCBI's taxonomy places the organism in Eukaryota, Metazoa, Tardigrada, Eutardigrada, Parachela, Macrobiotidae. The transcript is spliced from 14 exons. Gene Ontology annotation, cellular component: Golgi apparatus; AP-1 adaptor complex; membrane coat. Gene Ontology annotation, biological process: receptor-mediated endocytosis; Golgi to vacuole transport; intracellular protein transport. Bases 470 to 3067 code for a protein of 865 amino acids. The record is from RefSeq and is a predicted model, not a curated record. Gene Ontology annotation, molecular function: clathrin-cargo adaptor activity.
GGUAUUGCAAUGAGUUGUAGGAAGUACGUACGGCGUACCUGACCGUAAUUCACCAGGACUCCCAUGGACAGCGAAAGCACUGACAUGGAAUAGUUUGUGAUUGUAGCCGUUUCGUAAUCGCUUCCAGGUUUUCGUUUCUGAAUCCACACUCGUACUAGUAUUUUCAGAUGAUCUGUUGACUGUGUUAUUUGUUGUUUCACUGUGCAUGGAACUCAGAUUGCAGAUUGUGCCAGUUAUCAAUCCGUUAUGAAUUAGAUGAACUUGUUUUUCUUUUUUCCAUUUUCAAGACUGCGUGCGCUUUUCGGAGAAAGUGAGAUCUCUUCGCAAUUUUUACCAUCUAAACUGCUACUUUCGCCUGAAAUACCUCCUUAUUUCGUGCUGGAAUAGGACGGUCGCUUGAUCACCGAGAAUCUGCAAAACUGACGUAGGGCCGUUUUGCUCUCCACUUGGAACGAAAGAUAGUACAGAAAUGGAAGUUAUACAGAACUUGAGGAAUCAAAUCCAAGAUGUGGUCCAAAAUGCCAUAAAACUCCCGACCACUCCUAUCCGUUUACGCGAUCUGAUUCGUCAAGUGCGAGCUGCGAGAACCGGAGCGGAUGAACGCUCUGUGGUCAAUCGGGAAUGUGCGGAUAUUCGGAAUUAUUUUCGUGAAGAGGAUUCCACCUGGCGUUGUCGGAAUGUGGCUAAGCUUUUAUACAUUCAUAUGUUGGGCUAUCCUGCUCAUUUCGGUCAGCUUGAAUGCCUGAAGCUGAUUGCCAGCCACCGAUUUACGGAUAAACGGAUUGGAUAUCUUGGCGCUAUGCUCCUACUGGAUGAACAGCAUGAAGUGCAUUUGUUGAUUACUAAUUGUCUGAAAAAUGAUCUUAACAACACAAAUCAGUAUGUUGCUGGACUGGCGCUGUGCGCUCUUGGUGAAAUUUGUUCUGCGGAGAUGUGCCGGGAUUUGUCAGGAGAAAUAGAGAAACUGUUGAAAUCAAAUAACAGUUACUUAAGGAAAAAGGCGGUGCUUUGCGCCUUUCGAAUGAUUCAAAAAAUUCCCAGUACGAUGGAAACUUUCAUUCCUUCGAUGCGAGCACUUUUGACAGAGAAAAACCAUGGUGUUCUGCUUACCGGUGUCGUUCUGAUGAAAGAGAUGUGUGAAUUGAACCAUGAUGCCCUUGUGGGUUUCAAGAAACUUGUUCCCAAUUUGGUGCGAGUUUUCAAAAAUUUAAUCAUGUCUGGAUACAGUCCAGAUCACGAUGUGACAGGAAUCAGCGAUCCAUUCCUUCAGGUGAAAAUCCUGUGUCUGUUGAAAGUUCUGGGUAGGAGUGAUGCAGAGACAAGUGAUAUGAUGAAUGAUAUAUUAGCUCAGGUCGCGACCAACACCGAUGGAAGCCGAAACGUCGGCAAUGCCAUUUUAUACGAAACUGUAUUAACCAUCAUGGAUGUGAAAUCCGAAAGCGGCUUACGCGUUCUGGCAGUGAAUAUUUUAGGCCGAUUUUUAAUGAACCCUGAUAAAAAUAUCAGAUAUGUUGCUCUGAAUACUCUGCUGAAGACCGUCCACAUUGAUAACACCGCGGUACAGCGGCAUCGCUCCACUGUGCUGGAUUGUUUGAAAGAUCCCGACGUGUCUAUCCGGCGCCGCGCCAUGGAACUGUCUUUUGCCUUAACGAAUGCAACGAACGUGCGAUCAAUGGCUAAGGAGCUUCUGUUGUUCCUUGAGACAGCUGAUAACGAAUUUAAAGCACCCUGCGCCUCUAGCCUUUUUAUUACAUGCGAAAAGUAUGCCCCCAAUCGGACAUGGCAGAUCGAUACCAUGAUACGGGCUUCGAGUUUGAGUGGAAAUUAUGUUCCUGAUCAUGUUGUGGCCAGUCUGAUUCAGUUAAUUGGUGAAUGCACGGAGCAGCAAGUGUACGCCGUUCAGGAACUGUAUCGCCAGAUACUGAGUCCGGACUUCGACACAAAGCAACCGCUCAUGCAGGUAGCCUGUUGGACGAUUGGGGAAUUCGGUGAUGUUCUCGUCGCGGCAUCCGGACAGGUAGAAGAAGGCCGCGAACCUUUGCACGUCACAGAGAACGAUGUGAUCUCCGCCCUGGAACAAAUUUUGCGCAGUAAACACACUUGGCUGGUGACGCGGGAAUACGCUGUGAAUGCACUAAUGAAAUUAUCUACGCGACUUGCUGGCUACGCUGGGCAAAUACAGCAGAUAGUCGAACCAAUGGCUACCAAUGUUUCCAUUGAAAUCCAGCAACGAGCCAGUGAAUAUUCACAGCUCUUCGACCGGCCUCAGCAAUUUCGUUUCGGUAUUUUGGAACGGAUGCCUAUCGUUAAACGAGGCAGUGCAGCCGACAUGUCGCUCAUGAACGGGGAAGAAAAUGGCUUGACUGUUCCUCAUGCUGAUGAUACAGAUGAUUUGCUAGGAUUUUCCGGUCGCAAGACGGAAGUCCGGGGUUCGGGAAGGAAACAACGGCCCAAACAUUCUGACAGCUUGCUGGGAAUUUUGGAUGACAUUAGCAUUCUGGCAUCUGAUCCUCUACCAGACUCAGCUGUUCAGCACACUGAACGUCCAGUGGCAUCUUCGCAGGAUAUUUUAGAUUUGUUGGACCUCGGCAAUACAUCGGCGCCAUCGCCGAAGGUCGCUGCUCCAGCGGCCACGAUCGGUGUGUCCGCGUUAGGAGGUCUGGAUGAUUUGUUUUUAGGCAGCAAUGGUGAUAGUUCCGCAGCGGGGUCGACGUUUACGGUGUACCACAAAAACGGACUGCGCAUUGAUUUCAAUACGCAACAUUCCAUGGAGCCACACGCCAUCGAUGUGACGGUCAAGGCUUAUAAUGCUUUGUCAGAGCAAAUGCAGGAUUUCGUUUUCCAAGCAGCUGUGCCCAAGGCGUUGCAGCUAAUAAUCUCGCCGCCCUCUGGAAAUAUCAUUUUACCGGAUCCAUCGUCUCCCUUAACACAGAAGAUUAAACUGAAAAACCCUUCGAAUAAGAGCGUUCCCCUGAAGAUGCGAAUCCGCGUAAGCUAUAAGUUAUCCUCCGGAGUGGUCCAGGAUCAGUCUGAGGUCUCCAGUUUCCCGAACCUUGAAAACUUGUAAAAGUUAUUUUUGUUGUUUUGAAUCGUUUUUAUGGAGUUAUUUAAUAUUGUGCAUUCUGUGUUGAAAGCCUCUUUUUCACUCCCGUACUGAGACCGGUUUGUCGUGUGUUUCGAGCAGUUUGUGCUGUAAUAUUUAUUAAUCAAGUGCGUGGUAUAUAAUACAUUAAAAAUAUAUAUCAAG